This is a messenger RNA of Erigeron canadensis, 1533 nucleotides long. Its product is annotated as cytochrome P450 81Q32-like. NCBI's taxonomy places the organism in Eukaryota, Viridiplantae, Streptophyta, Magnoliopsida, Asterales, Asteraceae. The record is from RefSeq and is a predicted model, not a curated record. Gene Ontology annotation, molecular function: monooxygenase activity; iron ion binding; oxidoreductase activity, acting on paired donors, with incorporation or reduction of molecular oxygen. The transcript has 2 exons. The coding region runs from base 1 to 1533 and encodes 510 amino acids.
AUGGAAACUCAUUUUUCCUUUGGUUCACUAAUUGUAUCCUUAAUCUCUUUUAUCUUUGUAUUCAAAAUGUUGAUCAUACACAAAAAAAGUACAAAAUCAAAUAUUGCCCCUAGUCCAUCUUCACUUCCAAUAAUUGGCCAUCUUCAUUUACUCAAUGGACUUCUCCAUAGGAUUUUACAAAACCUUUCUUCCAAACAUGGUCCUAUUGUGGCUCUUCGGUUUGGAAACCGGCCAGUGAUAAUUAUAUCCUCACCAUCGGCAGUCGAAGAAUGUUUCAUCGAAAACGACAUUGUUUUAGCCAAUAGACCAUUGUUUCUAAGUGGCAAGUAUCUACACUAUGAUUACACAACAAUUGGUUUUGCACCAUAUGGUCAACUUUGGAGAGACCUUCGUCGAGUGAUGAAUCUUGAACUUUUUUCGACAACUAGACUCAAAUCUUACAUGGGUGUUCGAGAACAUGAAGUUAGAUCAUUUAUCAAGAAUCUUUAUCAAGAUAUAUUUGAAGAUUAUUUUACAAGAGUUGAAAUGAGGUCAAGAAUAGAAGCCAUUUCGUUUAACAUACUAAUGAUAAUCGUAGCUCAAAAACGUUACUAUGGAAAUGAAGUGGAUGAUUUUGAAGAAGCUAGUGAAUUUAAAGAUUUGACAAGAGAUAUGUUUGAAAUACUUGCUGAACCAAAUCCAGGAGACUUUGUCCCAUUUUUGAAAUGGAUUGAUUUUCGAGGUUUCAAGAAAAGGCUACUGGAAUUAGCACGUAAAUUUGAUAGCUUUUCGCAAAAACUGAUAGACGAAAUUAGGUGUAAAAGGCGUAGUUCGUUUUUAGAUCAAGAAAAGGGCAAGACGUUUAUUGACGCCAUGCUCUCUUUGCAGGAAUCGCAACUAGAAUACUACACUGACAAUAUAAUCAAAGGCAAUAUAAUGACAUUAUUACAAGCGGGAACCGACACUUCAUCGGUGACAAUAGAGUGGGCUAUGUCCCUUCUUUUGAAUCAUCCAAACGUCUUACGCAAAGCAAGAGCAGAACUCAAUAAGUAUAUUGGACACGAGCGUUUGGUACAAGAGGCCGAUCUUCCCAAUCUACCUUACCUCCAAUGCGUGAUCAACGAAACACUAAGAUUGUUCCCAUCUGCGCCACUAUUGGUGCCACAUGAGCCAUCAGAAGAUUGUACCAUUGGAGGGUAUAAUGUGGCCCGUGGCACAAUUGUGAUUGUGAACGCAUGGGCCAUUCAUAGAGACCCGGCUGUUUGGGAGGACCCAUUAAGUUUCAAGCCAGAAAGGUUUGAAAAUGUCGAUAAGGAAGGGUAUAGGUUUAUACCAUUCGGGAUGGGUCGUAGGCAAUGUCCAGGGUCAGGGCUUGCGGGUCGGGUUGUGGGAUUAACAUUGGCAUCUUUGAUACAAUGUUUUGAAUGGAAAAGGAUUGGUGAAGAGUUGGUGGGUUUGUCCGAAGGAAAUGGUUUAACUAUGCCCAAAAAAGAGCCAUUGCAGGCUAUGUGCAAAACGCGUAAAGAAAUGAGUCACGUUCUUAAAAACCUUUAG